Populus trichocarpa (black cottonwood) is the source of this 2139-nucleotide messenger RNA. RefSeq names its product pentatricopeptide repeat-containing protein At3g48250, chloroplastic. The coding region runs from base 134 to 2032 and encodes 632 amino acids. The record is from RefSeq and is a predicted model, not a curated record. Gene Ontology annotation, biological process: RNA splicing. NCBI's taxonomy places the organism in Eukaryota, Viridiplantae, Streptophyta, Magnoliopsida, Malpighiales, Salicaceae. The transcript has a single exon. Gene Ontology annotation, molecular function: protein binding.
CCUUCUAACCAUUUACGACUGCAAGCCCAAAGUCCUUCAACCUCUUAGAAUUUCAGGGUUUUAGGUCUCACUUCACGUUCCUAAACCCUUCCUCUCUCAUUUUUGCCACAACUUGGAGUCCCAAAAAGCAGCCAUGAAUCGAGCGAGAACAAUCCUUAAAUGUCUUAGACUCUACAGCUCGGUCUGCUCGAAUCAGCUUUCCACAACGCGGUCACUCUCCACUCAGGUGACUCACUUCUCUUUCUCUCCUUUCUCUUUGCGCGCUCUCUCAAAUCAUUCUCAUAAUACUACUUACCGGUUCAAUACCCAUCAAAAGCUAUACUUCUCAUCAAAACCAAACUCAAUUGUAGAGCUUUUAUCGACAAAUGAAUGGUCUGCAGAGUUGGAAAACGAUUUGGAAAGUUUGAAUCCCUCCUGGACCCAUGAGACAGUCAUCUAUGUUUUGAAGAAACUAGAUAAAGACCCACAAAAGGCGUGGGAUUUCUUUAAUUGGGUCAGUGAGAGAAAUGGGUUCAGACCCAGUUCCUUGCUUUAUAGUUUAGUUCUUAGAAUAGUUGUUAGCAAGGAUUCAAUGAAGAAGUUUUGGAUUACCAUAAAGAAAAUGAAAGAAGAAGGGUUUUAUAUUGAUGAAGAAACUUAUUUAACCAUUAUGGGGAUCUGUAAAAAAGAAAAAAUGGCUAAUGAUGUGGCGGCUUUGAAGCAUUUUUAUGAUAGGAUGAUUGAUGAGAAUGCUAAGGAUAAUGUAGUGAAGGAUGUUGUUCGUAUUAUUUUGGAGAGAGAGUGGAAUAAGGAGGUUGAGAAAAAAUUGGUGGGAAUGAGAAUUGUGCUGACGGAUAAUUUUGUGAUUAGAGUAUUGAAGGAGCUUCGGAGUUAUCCUGUGAAAGCCUUGAGGUUCUUCCAAUGGGUUGAUAGGCGUGAAGGGUAUCAACACAAUACUGUUACGUAUAAUGCCCUUGUGAGGGUUCUUGGUAGGGAUGACUCGAUUGGGGAAUUUUGGAGUGUUGUUGAUGAGAUGAAGAAUGCGGGUUAUGAGAUGGAUAUCGACACUUAUAUAAAGAUUUCGAGGCAGUUUCAGAAAAUCAAGUUGAUGGAGGAUGCUGUCAGGCUUUAUGAAUUUAUGAUGGAUGGCCCAUUUAAGCCCUCAGUUCAAGAUUGCUAUAUUCUUCUACGAAGCGUCGCGGCAAGCGAUAAUCCAGAUUUGGAUUUGGUUUCUAGGGUUGUAGAUGGAUACAAGGCAACAGGAAAUUCCCUUUCUAAGUCUGUUUAUGAUGGGAUGCAUAGGUCCUUCACGAGUGCAGGGAAGUUUGAUGAGGCAGAAAAGAUUGUGAAAGCUAUGAGAGAUGCAGGGUAUGAGCCCGACAACAUCACAUACAGUCAGUUGGUUUUUGGACUCUGUAAAUCAAAGAGAUUGGAAGAAGCAUGCAAGGUUUUGGAUGAAAUGGAAGCAGGAGGAUGCAUUCCAGAUAUCAAGACUUGGACCAUUUUGAUUCAAGGGCAUUUUGCUGCUAAUCAAGUUGACAAGGGAUUAUUGUGUCUUGUCAAGAUGACAGAGAAAAACACUGAUCCUGAUGCUGAUUUGCUGGAUGUGUUAGUAAAAGGUUUCCUCAGUCAAAGGAAGAUGGAUGGUGCUUACACAUUUCUUGUGGAGAUGGUGAACAAGCUUCGUUUGGUACCUUGGCAAGCUACUUAUAAACUUCUAAUUGAAAAGCUCUUACAAGUAAGAAAGCUCGAAGAAGCAACAGACCUUCUACGCUUAAUGAAGAAGCAUAACUACCCGCCUUUUCCUGAGCCUUUUGAUCAAUAUAUAUCCAAGUUUGGGACUGUGGAGGAUGCUGUGAAUUUCUUUAAGGUGCUAAGUGUGAAGGAGUAUCCAUCAUCUGUCGCUUACCUUCGAAUGUUGGAUUCCUUUUUAAGAGAAGGCAGAGAUUCUGAAGCCAGAGAUCUGUUGUUCAAGUGCCCUCACCAUAUCCGUAAAGAUCAUAAAAUCAGCAAACUUUUUGGUUCUGCAAAGACGGGUGAUAAGACUGCUUGACUUUUCUUUUAUUUUUCUAGUAUACAUGAAAUUUGUAAGUUAUGCCAUCACGAAACAUCGUUGGAAUCUUUUAUAUUUUCAUGUGGUUGAAGCCACAUUUGUUCGAA